Messenger RNA from Cryptomeria japonica (Japanese cedar), 1759 nucleotides. RefSeq names its product F-box/FBD/LRR-repeat protein At1g13570. Gene Ontology annotation, molecular function: protein binding. The record is from RefSeq and is a predicted model, not a curated record. Lineage: Eukaryota; Viridiplantae; Streptophyta; Pinopsida; Cupressales; Cupressaceae. The coding region runs from base 168 to 1484 and encodes 438 amino acids. The transcript is spliced from 2 exons.
UUCUCCGGACGAGCCAAUAUAAUCUCUUUCAUUAUCAAAGGGAAUUCCCGCCAUUAGAUAAUGCUAUCAAUCGGAAUGGUCCGUGUUUGAGAAUCCUCAACGACACUGUUGCUCGGUAUUCUUACAGAUCAUCUCAUCAAUGUCAUGUUGCGCAUCUUAACACAAUCAUGGCUGCCCACGAUGCAUUCUACGCGCUUCCUGAUUCUCUUCUUUCUUUCAUAUUAUCAAAAAUCCCAAUAAAAGAUGCUGUCAAAUUUUCCAUUCUUUCAAAGAGAUGGAGAUUUCUCUACACUCAGAUGCCUGAACUCACUUUCUCUCCGGAUCUUGUUUUGGGGCCCGAUUGCCCUUCUCUCAAUCCUCUCCUUGUGUCAAGUGCUGAGAAUAUAAUUUCCAACAUCUUGCUUCUGCAUUCACAAAAUCUGGAGGCCUUUCACCUCCAUAACACCGGGUUCGAUCACAGCCAACCGCGCUUCUCUCAUGAGAAUGUGUGCAAAUGGGUAAGAUAUGCAUCUUCGUGUAAUGUUCAACACCUCACUCUGUCUGACCACUAUGUGCCGGCUCUUUUCGAUGAGAGCCACAGUGCUUUAAAAGAAACCCCACCCCCCGCUCUCUUUUCAUGUUUGCGUCUCGUAACACUAUAUCUACGCCACUACAUCCUCACCAGUAUCCCCAUUGAUUUUGUUGGAUUCCCCCACCUGAUUAGUUGUCGCCUCGAGGAUGUUCAAUUGACAGACGAGUCUUUAAUCUCCUUAAUUUCGCUCUGCCCCCUUCUGCAAAAAAUUGAAAGAAGAAGAAAUGAUUGGCUAGGUAAUAUAGAAAUCUUUUCACCCACCAUUGAACAUUUAUCUUUGCAUCGCAUAAAAUCUCUAUCUAUUAAAUGCCCCAAACUCAAAAUUCUAUGCGGGUCCAUGUUUGAGGAUUUGAGUGUAAAUGGUGUAAGAUUCUAUGAGCUUUCUUCUGCGGUCUUUUAUGUUGAAAUGGACUGUGGAAGUACUCUGAGGCAAUUUUUCAUGGAAUUCUCAAGAGGACACAGUCCAGGAACAAGAAGUAGAUUUCUUGACAUAGUAGGCAACAUCCAGCGCUUGAAGGGACUUGUCAUAUACCUGGGUGAUCCCUUUGAAAGGGAAGCAGAGAUGGAUGUUCCUCUACUGAACCUGUUUCACAUGCUUCCAAAUCUUCAGUUGCUGCAUAUGAUGGGAACCUUUGUACAGGAGUUAGCAAGAGAACCAGUACCUGUUUGCCUCACCUCUCCACAUCUUAACCUUAAGAAAAUACGGGUACAAGUGCUUGAGUUUGACGACAAGGAAAUUGCCAUAAUAAGUUGCUUGCUUCAGAGCACGCCCUUUCUUGAAAGAAUAGAAAUUCAGCUACCUGAAGAAUAUGAGGAAGGUCAGUGUAUGUACUUCUUGAAAGAUAUUUUGUACCUGAGGAGAGCAUCCUUACUAGUAAGGAUAAUUAUAAUGCAUGAUAUGUACGAAAUUUAGGCUGAAAAAUUAUGACCUUUGAACUUCAUAGUGUGUCCUCUAUGAUAACUAGUUUAUGGUAUUUGAUUCCAUGCUCUUUUUUUCUUUUAUUUCAAAAAGUUGUUUACGUUGUUGAAGCUCCAUUUACGUUUUCUGGCGAUAUAGUGUGGUGAUUUCUUUUUUAAGCACACAGAAUGAUCAUGGAGAUAUUCAAUAUGUGGAAAGAAUGACCCCUUUGUGGAAUGAAAAAGAAGGAUAGAUGCUAAUAUCUUAUGACUUCAUUGGAACCGUUAAAA